This is a messenger RNA of Bipolaris zeicola 26-R-13, 897 nucleotides long. RefSeq lists its product as uncharacterized. Gene Ontology annotation, molecular function: cyclin-dependent protein serine/threonine kinase activity; ATP binding. Gene Ontology annotation, biological process: protein phosphorylation. Gene Ontology annotation, cellular component: cytoplasm; nucleus. The record is from RefSeq and is a predicted model, not a curated record. The transcript is spliced from 3 exons. The coding region runs from base 1 to 897 and encodes 298 amino acids. NCBI's taxonomy places the organism in Eukaryota, Fungi, Ascomycota, Dothideomycetes, Pleosporales, Pleosporaceae.
AUGGACAACCGAAGACACCCCAGCUCUUUCCAGCAGCUCGAGAAGCUCGGAGAGGGUACCUAUGCCACGGUCUUCAAAGGCCGCAACCGCCAGACGGGCGAACUCGUCGCCCUAAAGGAGAUUCACCUCGACUCGGAGGAGGGUACGCCCUCGACGGCCAUUCGUGAAAUCUCCCUCAUGAAGGAGCUGCGCCAUGAGAACAUUGUCCUGCUACACGAUGUCAUACACACCGAGAAUAAGCUCAUGCUCGUCUUUGAAUACAUGGACAGGGAUCUUAAGAGGUACAUGGACUCACGCGGCGACCGAGGUGCUCUCGACCCAGUCACCAUUAAGUCGUUCAUGUACCAGCUGCUCAAGGGAAUCGCCUUUUGCCACGAGGCCCGCGUUCUUCACCGCGAUCUGAAGCCCCAGAACCUGCUCAUCAACAAUCGUGGACAGUUGAAGCUGGCCGAUUUUGGUCUUGCUCGCGCUUUUGGAAUUCCAGUCAAUACCUUCUCCAACGAGGUCGUGACCCUAUGGUACCGCGCUCCCGAUGUCCUGCUCGGCAGUCGCACAUAUAACACUAGCAUCGACAUUUGGUCAGCUGGUUGCAUCAUGGCCGAGAUGUACACGGGCCGACCUCUCUUUCCAGGGACUACCAAUGAAGACCAGGUACAAAAGAUCUUCCGGCUCAUGGGCACGCCGUCUGAGCGCUCGUGGCCGGGGAUUUCACAGCUGCCCGAGUACAAGAACAACUUUCCCGUCUACCACACCCAGGAUCUGCGUCUUAUCCUGCCACAAGUCGACCAGGUUGGACUUAACUUGCUCAACAGCAUGCUUCAGCUCCGACCAGAGAUGCGUAUAUCUGCCGCAAAUGCUCUUCAGCACCCAUGGUUCAACGACUUGCCUGAAUCUUGA